GGUCCCGCCCCCUCCAGCUACACGCCGCGGUUGCGAACCACACCACCGGAGCUGCUCGCCUGAGCUUCGGCGUCCGCGGAGAUGAAACCAGAGCCGCGGACGCUGCCGCCGUCCCCUAACUGGUACUGCGCGCGCUGCAGCGACGCGGCGCCUGGAGGCAUCUUUGGCUUCGCUGCGCGGACCUCCGUCUUCCUCGUCCGCGUGGGCCCGGGCGCCGGCGCGAGCCCAGGGGCGCCCCCGUUUCGAGUUGUAGGAGAGUUGGUGGGACACACUGAGAGAGUAUCUGGCUUCACUUUUUCUCAUCACCCUGGACAAUACAACCUCUGUGCCACCAGCUCAGAUGAUGGGACUGUGAAAAUCUGGAAUGUAGAGACCAAGGCAGUGGUGACAGAGCACUCACUCCAUCAGCACACAAUAUCAGCUCUUCAUUGGUCUCCGACGGUUAAGGACUUGAUAGUCUCUGGGGAUGAAAAAGGAGUUGUUUUCUGUUACUGGCUUAACAGAAAUGACAGCCAGCACAUCUUCACGGAACCCAGGACCAUUUUCUGUCUUACUUGUUCGCCUCAUCAUGAAGAUUUAGUAGCCAUUGGCUACAAGGAUGGUAUAGUGAUUAUCAUUGAUAUCAGUAAAAAGGGAGAAGUCAUUCAUAGGCUUCGAGGUCACGAUGAUGAAAUCCACUCCAUAGCCUGGUGUCCUCUAUUUGGUGAAGACUGCUUAUCCAUAAACCAAGAGGAAAACUCUGAAGAACCUGACAUUCCCAAUGGGAAACUUAUAGCAGAAACCCCCAUCACAAAAGGCUGCUACUUAGCCACAGGAAGCAAGGAUCAGACCAUUCGAAUCUGGAGCUGUUCCCGAGGUCGGGGUAUAAUGGUUUUGAAAUUGCCCUUUCUGAAAAGAAGAGGAGGGGGUGUGGACCCAACAGUUAAAGAACGUCUUUGGUUGACACUUCAUUGGCCCAAGAACCAGCCAACACAGCUGGUAUCCAGUUGUUUUGGAGGCGAGCUGCUGCUGUGGGACCUUACCCAGUCAUGGAGACGGAAGUACACACUCUUCAGCACCUCAGCAGAAGGACAGAAUCACUCCAGAAUCGUGUUUAAUUUGUGUCCUCUGAAGACAGAGGAUGGCAAACAGCUGCUCCUGUCCACGUCCAUGGACAGAGAUGUAAAAUGUUGGGACAUGGCCACCCUGGAGUGCUGUUGGACAUUGCCUUCUCUUGGAGGUUUUGCCUACAGCCUGGCCUUUUCUCCUGUGGAUGUGGGCUGCCUGGCCAUAGGUGUUGGGGAUGGCAUGAUCCGGGUGUGGAAUACACUCUCCAUAAAGAACAAUUAUGAUGUUAAAAACUUCUGGCAAGGUGUUAAGUCCAAGGUUACAGCGCUGUGCUGGCACCCAAACAAGGAGGGCUGCUUGGCGUUCGGAACUGAUGAUGGAAAAGUGGGAUUGUAUGACACCUGUUCCAACAAACCUCCACAGAUUUCGAGCACAUAUCAUAAGAAGACUGUGUAUAGGUUGGCUUGGGGGCCACCAGUACCCCCAAUGUCACUUGGAGGGGAAGGAGACAGGCCUUCCCUCACCUUGUACAGCUGUGGAGGGGAAGGCAUUGUGCUGCAGCAUAACCCAUGGAAACUCAGUGGUGAGGCCUUCGACAUCAAUAAACUCGUGAGGGAUACCAAUUCCAUCAGAUACAAGCUACCUGUGCACACAGAGGUCAGCUGGAAAGGAGAUGGCAAAGUCAUGGCUCUUGGCAAUGAAGAUGGAUCAAUAGAAAUAUUCCAAGUCCCCAACUUGAAACUGCUCUGCACCAUCCAGCAGCACCACAAGCUGGUAAACGCCAUAGUGUGGCACCAUGAGCACGGCAGCCGUCCAGAGCUGAGCUGCCUCAUAGCUUCUGGCUCCAACAAUGCAGUCAUCUAUGUGCACAACCUGAGAACUGUCCUAGAGAGCAAUUCUGAGUCUCCAGUGACCAUCACAGAGCCCUUCCGGACCCUGUCAGGGCACACAGCCAAGGUUACCAGUCUGGCGUGGAGCCCUCAUCAUGAUGGAAGGCUGGUAUCUGCUUGCUAUGAUGGCACAGCUCAGGUGUGGGAUGCCCUUCGGGAAGAGCCUUUGUUCAAUUUCCGAGGACAUCGAGGCCGACUGCUAUGUGUGGUGUGGUCCCCAGUGGACCCAGAAUGCAUCUACUCAGGUGCAGAUGACUUCUGUGUAUACAGGUGGCUGACUUCCAUGCAAGACCAUUCCCGGCCUCCUCAAGGGAAAAAAUGUAUUGAACUAGAGAAGAAACGGCUCUCUCAACCUAAGCCAAAACUUAAAAAGAAGAAAAAACCCGCCUUGCGCCUACCUGUAAAGCAAGAUUCAUCCAUUGGCAAUGAAGAUGAAAGUUCAAGGGAGAACUCGGGACCCAUUGAGAACGGUGUGUCAGACCAGGAUGGUGAGGAGGAAGCCCAAGAGCUAGAGCUGCCACCGUCUCCAGUGGUUGCUGGUGAAGCCGUUUCCUGCACUGCCGUUUCCAUAGGUUUUGACAAGUCAAAAGUCAUAGUUAGUAACAAAGUCACCUCACUGAAAAAGGAGCCACCCAAAGAGAAGCCAGACGCCUUGCUUAAGAAGAGAAAGGCUCGCUCCAUGCUCCCCCUGAGCACAAGCUUAGACCACAGGUCCAAAGAGGAGCUCCAUCGGGACUGUUUGGUACUAGCAACUGCAACACAUGCCAAAGCAGAACUAAAGGAAGAUGUGUCUGCUGACCUUGAGGAACGGUUCCACUUGGGCCUUUUCACAGACAGGGCUACUCUGUACAGGAUGAUGGAAACAGAAGGGAAAGGUCACUUGGAAAGCGGCCACCCUGAGCUUUUUCACCAGCUCAUGCUCUGGAAAGGCGAUUUGAAAGGUGUCCUCAAGGGGGCAGCAGAGAGAGGAGAGCUCACAGACAGCCUCGUGGCUGUGGCACCAGUAGCUGGCUAUAGUGUGUGGCUGUGGGCCGUGGAAGCCUUUGCCAAGCAGCUGUGUUUCCAGGAUCAGUAUGUCAAGGCAGCCUCUUACCUGCUCUCCAUCCACAAAGUGUAUGAAGCUGUGGAACUUCUCAAGUCAAACCAUUUCUACAGAGAAGCUAUUGCAGUUGCCAAGGCUCGGCUUCGCCCUGAAGACCCUGUUCUGAAGGACCUGUACCUGAGCUGGGGGUCCAUCCUGGAGAAAGAUGGCCACUACGCUAUCGCAGCCAAGUGCUACUUAGGAGCCACUUCCGCCUAUGAUGCAGCCAAAGUUCUGGCCAGAAAAGGAGAUGCAGCCUCACUCAGAACAGCUGCAGAGCUGGCUUCCAUAGCAGGAGAAAGUGAGCUGGCUGCUUCCCUGGCUCUCAGGUGUGCCCAGGAGCUGCUUCUGGCGAAGAACUGGGUGGGCGCACAGGAAGCCUUGGGUCUGCAUGAAAGCUUGCAGGGUCAGAGACUGGUCUUCUGCCUCCUUGAGCUUCUGUGCCGGCACUUGGAGGAAAAACAGCCUCCCGAGGUCAGAAGCCCCUCCUCCGUUUACCACCAGUGGGCCACAGGCUCUGAAGGGACCUUGGUGCAGAGAGUGACUGAUGUGUGGCGCAGCACCUUCAGUGUGGACACCCCAGAGCAGUGUCGGGCCGCCUUGCAGAAGCUGCAGGAUGUCAAGUAUCCAUCUGCAACAAGUAACACUCCCUUCAGACAGCUGCUGCUUCAUGUCUGCCAUGACCUGACCCUGGCAAUGCUGAGCCAGCAGGCUGCCUCCUGGGAGGAGGCUGUACCGGCACUGCUGCAGGCUGUACUUCAGAGCUACACCUCAGGGAACUUCACCCUCAUGCAGGAAAUCUACUCAGCCUUUCUCCCAGGUGGCUGUGAUCACCUACGAGACAAACUGGGUGACCUAUCUCUUGCCACUGCAGCUUUCAAAAGCUUGGAGGCCUUUUUUAUUUACGGGCAACUAUAUGAAGUAUGGUGGUCACUCUGUGGUACUGUCCCUGAAUCCAGCGUCUGGGUGAAAAACACAGUCUCUGCAGAGCAGAGGGAGCCAGAGGACAGAGCCAGUGCCAAGGACACAGAGCCUGAGGCUAUUGCUGAGCCACAGGCAAGCCAGGCUCCAGCCCCAGGCCUCAGGCUCAGUGCAGAGAGUGAACAUUUACUUAGUGCCUGCAGAGAGCUAUUCUCAGAAAGGCACGCCAGCCUCCAGACCUCCCAGAGGACUGUUGCUGAAGUCCAAGAGACACUGGCAGAAAUGAUCCGCCAGCACCAAAAGACUCAGCUCUGCAAGGCCACAGCCAAUGGCUCCAACAGAGAUGACCCCAGCCAGGAAGCAGAGCAGGCACCUUCUCAACCUGAGAGCCUAAGCAGAGAAGAAAGAAAGGCACCAGCCUCUCUCCCUGAAUUAACCAGAAGACUCACAGAGGCAAAUGAGAAAAUAGCUGAGUUUCCAGAGAGUGUAAAGGCCUGGCCCUUUCCAGAUGUGCUGGAGUGCUGCCUCGUCUUGCUUCACAUCGGGUCACAGUGUCCUGGUGCUGUGAACCCUGAGAUGCAGCAACAGGCCCAGGAGCUCCUUCAGAAGUAUGGCCACACUAGAGCUUACAGAAGACACUGCCAGACCCUGCACACAUGAACUACCAGAGGCCAUAAAGCUGUGUCGCACAACUUGUGACAGCUUUCUUCUCAGUCACAGUUCACCAAGCCUUCACACCCUGAUCUUCAAUGGAAUGAUGCUGUGGUCCAACUGACGGCUGAGGGUGAUGUUCGAGUCCACUCACAAUGGAGCCUGCCUGGUCCCUCCCAAGUGGUUUCCUGUAAUGGAGUGAAAAGCCAGCAGAGUCACUCCCAACCAGCCCUCACCAAGACUGUCGUCUCAAGCCUUACGAGGUGUCCCCAAAGAGAAGCCUUUGUGUUCACCCAAAGUCUGUCUGUCCCAGAUGCAGCUGCCUUUAUAAACCCUCACCUCGGAAGGGUCUCCUUCUGUUGGAGCUGCACUUGACAUGCUUAUCACUGUUGGGGAGAGGGGGCUUCUUAAUUAUUUGUUAGCUGGGCCUUCUCACCUCUCAAAGACUAAAGGAAUUAGCCUUGCCCAUCCUGUUGACAAUCUCAUUCGGUCAACAGUGAUUUUAUUUUUUAUGGAGUUGCUUAUAGGGACAAAUGGCUAAAGCUUUCUGAAAACAG
This is a messenger RNA of Phodopus roborovskii (desert hamster), 5147 nucleotides long. It is a transcript of the gene Gemin5, whose product is annotated as gem nuclear organelle associated protein 5. NCBI's taxonomy places the organism in Eukaryota, Metazoa, Chordata, Mammalia, Rodentia, Cricetidae. Bases 82 to 4599 code for a protein of 1505 amino acids. The record is from RefSeq and is a predicted model, not a curated record. The transcript is spliced from 28 exons. Gene Ontology annotation, molecular function: protein binding.